AACUAUUUUUGACUCUUUUCUGGCACCAAUGGACAGCGACCUGGCCGCGACCUGGCCGCCAAAACCUUCAAUUGCAAGUCCCAUUGGAGAAAAGAUUUUAAAAUGGAUCCAAGUCCAAGCGCAAUAGACUGGAAUCUCGUCUGCUUAUCAACAAAUUUUUAAAAAUUGUUCGUUCCUGGAGGUGAUCUAAACGUUCUUAUACAGCACUGCAAUUCGAUUCCAAUUAGUUUCAAACUUCCCAACUUGGCUACGAGAAGGAAGCUUCCUCGAAAGACGACAACCAGAAGAACAGGUCUUGUUUAAUCACCUGUCAAUCACGGAGCAUUUCAUAUCGGUGAAAGUCCACGUGUGUGUUGAAUUUUCGCAUCGAUUUCAUGUUUCGUAACCUACGUGGUGGUUGAAUGGCCUUUGACAAGGCUGUGAAGAACAAAUACAUGGAGCUUGCUAAUGCGGAGACUGUUGCCAAUGGGGAAUUGGAUGGAAUGGAAAGAGAGCCUUCAGCGCGCCUUCUUUUGCGGGAGGCUGGUCUGUCCCGUACGCAUUUUCCGGGAAUGGUGAGGAAGAGAGCGUAUAUAUUUGAUGGAAAUGGCAACUAUUAUAACAAGGAAUGGGAUCUUACUGAGGGUAGAGGAAAGGAGUUUUGUUGGUAUCAUGUAGAACUUCCGAAAGGCAAUCAAAAACUGGCCCAAUCUGCUCAGUAUCUCAUUGAUGUUCUUUGCCCGCCUUUGAAGCUUCAAGAUAUUCUCUCCCUUGUAAGCAAUGGUCCCUUUUGUGGACAUGUUGAUGGGGCUCUUGUCUUCAGAGUAAAUUCACCUGGCCCUGCAUCUUGUGAUUUUACAUUCAGAAUUGCUGCUAGAAUUACCGAGCAUUCUGUCAUCACCGUGUCAUUGGGACGUGUUCCGAGAUUAGGAUUCUCACCGGUUGGUCAGUCUCUUCUCUCGGAGGUUCCUAGUGUGGAGAGCCCCUCUCACUUAAGAGGUGAGCAGAGAGAAAGUGGGAGCAUUGUGAUUAGGGAGCAUGUUCUUGAUUUCCUUUUGACAAUGAAUCACUCAGAGGAGGCUGAUAAUCCCGUGCCAGCGUCCCUCUCAAAUCUGGUUGUUCAUAUUAUCGAUACACACAUGGAUCAUCUUCAAGAUGUUGUGACGAAGCUCGAGAUUGAGUUAGAUUCUGUGGAGCUUGAAAUGGAUAGAGGUGGAUUCGCUUUAAAAAAACAAAUGCUCGAUGACCGAAGAUUCCCCAAAAUGAACCUCAAUUUGCAGCGGCUCCUGCAGGUGAUUGCACAUGGGGAACAAGUCUUUCCACGAGUGAAAGAAAAGUGUUCUUCUAAACAUUGGUUUGCCAGUGAAGACAUCAGCUCGCUCGAGGAAUUAAUUGGACGUUUACGACGAUUGAAAGAGAAUGUUGGAUUCAUUGCAAAUCGUGUCACCGCUAUUCAGGCUGGUCUCGAUAGUUGGCAAGCUGAGCAAAUUAACAAGAAACUCUAUUAUCUAUCGUUUCUUUCAAUCAUAUUCUUACCUCUAUCUGUCAUAACUGGAGUAUUCGGCAUGAAUGUUGGUGGAGUACCAUGGACCGAUCAGAGAAAUCCAGAGUUGAAAGACGGGUUUCGUAACGUCAUGUUUCUUUGUGUCGCAAUGCUACUACUCGUGUUGCUCUGCUUCAGUUUCCCAGCUCUUUAUACCUACAUAGCAGCGUGGCAUCGGCGGAGGAAGAUGAGAAGGAGCUGGUCUCUCAACAGAAAGUCCUUUCUGAAGAGAACUAUGAGAAAUGGGGAUGAUAACAGGGGAGGAGGUUAUCUUCGGAUUUGAUGAUAAGCGCCAUCCUCACUGAACGACAUGACUUUUGCGAACCCAGCAAGUCGGUCUCGAUCUCGAUCCCAGAUGAUCUAAGUCAAACCAUUGAUCUACAAAAUCGUACAUCGCUACUGUAUCGUCCUCCCGUUCCCUGGGAGACUUGCUUAAAAGAAUUUGGUUGCAGUUUGUUUCAGGUCAAUGAGGUUAGCCAGUCUUAUCCUAACAUGUUUUAUUUCACAUCUGUAAGCUUUUGACAUGUACAGUUUCUUUUAUUCUUAUCUUCCUUUUUCACUCUCAGAGAUUUGUAUGGAAACACUGUUAGGCAUUGUUUAUUUCUGGCAAGCACCAAUACUCUUAUCAGUUCCUUCCCAGGUACUCACGCUGCUAUACUUGACAUUCAUGGAGGAUAUAUUCUGGUGUUACUGAGCUAGUUGAAAAAUGUAAACAUGUUGUCUUCAAGUGUUAGCAUACAAAUGUUGUAAAACAAUGUACCAAAUGGAGAUUCAAAGCUCUAAUCCUUUUUUUAUUACUAAGUUUUAAUGACAAUUUAAACAUAAUAUUUGAUAGGAA
Cucurbita pepo subsp. pepo (vegetable marrow) is the source of this 2360-nucleotide messenger RNA. RefSeq lists its product as uncharacterized. The record is from RefSeq and is a predicted model, not a curated record. Gene Ontology annotation, cellular component: membrane. Gene Ontology annotation, molecular function: metal ion transmembrane transporter activity. NCBI's taxonomy places the organism in Eukaryota, Viridiplantae, Streptophyta, Magnoliopsida, Cucurbitales, Cucurbitaceae. Gene Ontology annotation, biological process: metal ion transport; transmembrane transport.